AUGAUGGAGCAAAAUCAAGGACGACAUGGUGGACUAGGUUUCAUCAUAAGUCCUAGAUUACUACCUUAUGUCACAGACUAUCAGUAUACCUCAGACCGGGUUUCCUAUCUUAAUGUCGUCAUUCCUUCUAAUCUCUCAUCCCAUCCUAAAAAUAUCAGAAUUGUUAACGGUUAUGGCCUGACUAAUCCUAAAGCAGAAGGAAACCCUGCCCUUCUUAGAAAGUUCUACAGAGAACUCACCCAUGCUAUUUCAGUUCCUGCAUCUCAUGAAUUGUUUGUUUGUGGUGAUCUCAACAGUAAGUUGGGAACCUUAUCUCCUUUGGACUAUCAGUAUGGUGUAACAGAGUAUAUGGGCAAGUUUGGAAUGGGUACAAGGAAUUUCAACGGUGAACAUUUAUUAAACUUCAUGUGCUUAAACAAACUGUUUGCUACCAAUACCUAUUUUGAUCAUCCUUGUAGACAUCGAACUACUUUCUCUAUGUGUAUUUCUGCCAAAGGUCGCCCUAAAGGUAGCAAACUUACUCGUCCAGUCUUUGCCCAAUUAGAUUAUAUUCUGUGCAGAACACGCAGCAGAUUCAUGUUCCAAGAUUGUAGAGCAUAUGGCGGUCUUGCUACUAACUCAGACCACAGACUCGUUGCUUGUAAGAUCAAACUAGCCCCCUACUACAAAAUCUUUCCUACAAAAAAGAUAAGUUCAGUAGUUAAGAGAUAUAACAACUCCCUGCUCACCACUGACCUUCCCACCAAAGUCAAAUACCAACUUUCAGUCGAACAGAAAGUCAACAACUCUCAGGUAACAUCAAACCCUAAUGAUGAUCUCACUAACCUGAUGGAUGUCCUUAAGACAACUGCUGAUGAAGUAAUCGGGACACUACCACGCUCCAGAAACCGUAACUUCAGUAGUGACUCAACUGUUGAAGCCCUUGUAAAAGAGAGACAAACCCUGCAAGCUGCACUUAACUGUAACAACCAAGUUGCUGACAGAACUCAAGUCCGUACAAGGAUCAACAGGUUACAGAAAGACAUCCGUAAGCAUCUCAAGAACCUUGCUGACACACGUGCCGAUGACAUCGCUCGAACCAUCAUGUCAACAGAUGACACAAGGCAGAUGUUUGAAGCUGUGCGUACUCUAGCUGACACUAAGCCCAAAUCUACUAUCAGUGUCCACAAUGAAGAAGGUAACUUUGUUGCCACAGAUGCUGGUAAAGCUCAAGUGAUCAGAGACUACUAA
Bolinopsis microptera is the source of this 1230-nucleotide messenger RNA. RefSeq lists its product as uncharacterized. The record is from RefSeq and is a predicted model, not a curated record. NCBI's taxonomy places the organism in Eukaryota, Metazoa, Ctenophora, Tentaculata, Lobata, Bolinopsidae. Bases 1 to 1230 code for a protein of 409 amino acids. The transcript has a single exon.